This is a messenger RNA of Manis pentadactyla (Chinese pangolin), 3484 nucleotides long. RefSeq names its product protein phosphatase 6 regulatory subunit 1 (gene PPP6R1). The record is from RefSeq and is a predicted model, not a curated record. Gene Ontology annotation, cellular component: cytosol; nucleus. Bases 132 to 2675 code for a protein of 847 amino acids. NCBI's taxonomy places the organism in Eukaryota, Metazoa, Chordata, Mammalia, Pholidota, Manidae. Gene Ontology annotation, molecular function: protein phosphatase binding; protein phosphatase regulator activity. The transcript is spliced from 23 exons.
GCGCUGAAGCCUGAAGGACCCAGGAGGAGCUAGUCAGUUUCAAAGAGCUGGAGGGAAGGCAGAGGGGCAGCCAGCCGGGGCAGAGGCCAGGGUGCCCACAGCAGUCAGGUGUGGCGGGAGUGUUGAGCGACAUGCGGGUUGCAGCAGGCGAUGAGGGCGCCAUGUUUUGGAAGUUUGACCUGCACACAAGCUCGCACCUGGACACGCUGCUGGAGCGGGAGGACCUGAGCCUGCCCGAGCUGCUGGACGAGGAGGACGUGCUGCAGGAGUGCAAGGUCGUCAACCGCAAGCUGCUGGACUUCCUGCUGCAGCCGCCACACCUGGAGGCCAUGGUGGCCUGGGUCACCCAGGAGCCCCCGGCCAGCGGCGAGGAGCGGCUGCGCUACAAGUACCCAAGCGUGGCUUGCGAGAUCCUGACGUCGGAUGUGCCCCAGAUCAACGAUGCGCUGGGCGCGGACGAGUCCCUCCUGAACCGGCUCUACGGUUUCCUGCAGAGCAGCGGCAGCCUCAACCCCCUGCUGGCCAGCUUCUUCAGCAAGGUCAUGGGCAUCCUCAUCAACCGCAAGACGGACCAGCUUGUGUCCUUCCUGCGGAAGAAGGACGACUUUGUGGACCUGCUGCUGCGGCACAUCGGCACCUCGGCCGUCAUGGACCUCCUGCUGCGCCUCCUCACCUGCGUGGAGCGGCCGCAGCUGCGGCAGGACGUGGUCAAUUGGCUCAACGAGGAGAAGAUUGUCCAGCGGCUCAUCGAGCAGAUCCAUCCGUCAAAAGAUGACAAUCAACAUUCCAAUGCGUCCCAGUCCCUUUGCGACAUCAUCCGCCUGAGCCGGGAGCAGAUGAGCCAAGCCCAGGACAGCCCGGAGCCCGACCAGCUGCUGGCCACUCUGGAGAAGCAGGAGACGAUCGAGCAGCUCUUGAGCAACAUGCUGGAGGGGGAGCAGAGCCAGUCGGUCAUCGUGAGCGGGGUCCAGGUGCUGCUCACGCUGCUGGAGCCCAGGAGGCCAAGGCCCGAGUCUGUGACCGUGAACAACUUCUUCAGCAGCGUGGACGGGCAGCUGGAGCUCCUGGCCCAGGGGACCCUGGACAGCACCGUGUCCAGCGUGGGUGCCCUGCAUGCCCUGCGCCCGAGGCUCAGUCACUUCCGCCAGCUCCUGCUUGAGCCCCCAGAGCAGGAGCCUCUGCGCACAACGUGGGGCAGCCUGGCCCCACCGCUGGGCAACACACGGCUGCACGUGGUGAAGCUGCUGGCCAGCGCCCUGAGCGCCAACGACGCGGCCCUGACCCAGGAGCUGCUGGCUCUGGACGUGCCCAACACCAUGCUGGACCUCUUCUUCCACUACGUGUUCAACAACUUCUUGCACACCCAAGUGGAGGUGUGUGUGAGCGCCCUGCUGAGUGCUGGGCCCCCUUCUGACAGCAAUCCUGAGACAUCUGCCCCGAACCCCGUCGUGAAACACCUGCUGCAGCAGUGCCAGCUAGUGGAGCGCAUCCUGACAUCCUGGGAGGAGAACGACCGUGCACAGUCUGUGGGGGGCCCGCGGAGAGGCUACAUGGGCCACCUGACGAGAGUGGCCAAUGCCCUGGUGCAGAACACGGAGAAGGGGCCCAACGCUGAGCAGCUGGGGCAGCUCCUGAAGGAGCUGCCUGGAGAGCAGCAGGAGCAGUGGGAGGCGUUCGUGUCGGGCCCCCUGGCUGAGACCAACAAGAAGAACAUGGUGGACCUGGUGAGCGCCCACCACCUGCACUCCUCCAGCGACGAUGAGGACGACCGGCUCAAGGAGUUCAGCUUCCCCGAGGAGGCGGUGCUGCAGCAGGCCUUCAUGGACUUCCAGAUGCAGCGCAUGACCUCAGCCUUCAUUGACCACUUCGGCUUCAACGACGAGGAGUUCGGCGAGCAGGAGGAGAGUGUGAAUGCACCUUUCGACAAGACUGCCAACAUCACUUUCUCCCUCAACGCAGACGACGAGAACCCCAACGCCAACCUGCUCGAGAUAUGCUACAAGGACCGCAUCCAGCAGUUCGAUGAUGAGGAGGAUGAGGAUGAGGGCCAGGGCUCCGGGGAGUCUGAUGGGGAGGACGGCUCCUGGCGGGGCAGCCCGCUCUCCAGGGGGGCCCGCCUGGGCCAGCCCCCGGGUGUGCGGAGUGGGGGCAGCACGGACAGUGAGGAGGAGGAGGAGGAGGACGAGGAUGGCGAUGGCCAGGCGGCUCUUGGGGGGCCCGGGCCCCCCUCUUAUCCCGGCCCUGGCCCGCAGCCUCCAGGCCCUGGCCCCGGCUGGACUGCAACCUUUGACCCAGUGCCUAGGGGUGCCCCACCUGGCCCCCAGGACUCCAGGGAGGAGGAGCCUCACUCCCGGCCCCCGGCCCUGAGCCCAGCCCAGCCUGCCGCCCAUGAAGCCCCGCAGCUCAGGUCUCAGGACCCCGCGGCCCCCUCAGCACCUCAGGAAGCCUCAGACGGCAGUGAUGCGGUGGGGCCCUCGGCCCCCUGCCAGGCCUUGGUCAGCAUGGAGGACCUCCAGGCCACCCUCAGAGGGACACACUCUGCCCCCAGCCCCUUGGACAGUGCAACUAGAGACCCUGCUACCUCUGUCCCAGCCCCUGCGGCCUGCCAGCACCCUCAGGCCGUGGAAGGGGAGAAGAGCCCAGAGCCCCCGGGGCUCUCCUGGUGUCGGAGGUAACUGCCUGCGCCCCCGGGGUGGCGGCCACACCCUCCAACCUCCUCGUGCACCCUGCCUGGGUUGGGGGCAGGGCGGGUCCUGCGAGGCCCUGCUGCCGCCCCACCCGCCCCACCCUGCCGCCCCCGCGCUGUGUUCUCUGCACUCCCAGGAACCGGGGGCCUGGGAGAGUGGUCUGCACCCCCACCCCCGUUUGCACUGAGAGAAGAAGCGACAGAGUUGUCUCCUAGGAUCAGGAUAGGGCCACAGCGAGAAAGGAGGGAGGGGGGACCUAUAUUAUAUAUUAUAUAUAUGUACUGAGGGGGGAGCGGGCGGAGAGCCGGGCGGCAGGCGGGGGACCUCACCCUGGCCCAGGGGCGCUGUGCUCCCUCCCUCUGUGCCCACAGCCACGCCCACGCCCACACUCGGCCUGUCAGCUCAGGUCCACUCCGUGGAGGCCCGAGUGGGGCCGUGCCUUUGCCCGAACCCCUCACCCCGGACCCUGCACUUUCCCCCAGGCUGGGAGCUCCAGGGCCCUCCAUCUGGCUGGUCGACUCUGCAGAAACGGGGUCGCAGUCUGAGGGCUCCUCUCUGGAGACAUUCCUGUGGGGCCCUGACACUCACUGAGACCCCCAUGCCUCCCGUGGACCCCGGGGCAGGGGUUUGGCGGGGGUCUGGCUGGGUCCCCUCUGCCCGAGGGUCAGGGGUCCAGCCCAGCUGCCAAGUGACCUUGUCCCAGCUCCCUGUCCCCAGGCUGGCGUGAGUGUGUGUGUGUCCGUGCUGAGCUUCUAUUUCAUAUUGCAAAUAUAAAUAAAUGAGGACAGUUGAAGAUG